Molecule: messenger RNA, 624 nt
Organism: Spizellomyces punctatus DAOM BR117
Lineage: Eukaryota; Fungi; Chytridiomycota; Chytridiomycetes; Spizellomycetales; Spizellomycetaceae
Exons: 5
Coding region: 81-437 (118 amino acids)
Biological process (GO): translation
Cellular component (GO): ribosome
Molecular function (GO): structural constituent of ribosome
Source: RefSeq, a predicted model, not a curated record
CACUUGCAGUCUUUUGAAGGAUUCCUUCCUUUUUCCUUUCCCAGUAAAGCUUGCCACGGCCUAAACGACACUUAGUCAACAUGGUCCAGCGCGUGACGUACCGCCGUCGGUUGUCCUACAACACCAAGUCCAACAAGACCCGGGUCAUCAAGACGCCUGGUGGAAAGUUGGCCGUCCUUCACAUUGUCAAGAAGGCGUCGGCUCCCAAGUGCGGUGAUUGCGGCAGCGUCCUUUCAGGGAUCCCUGCUCUCCGCCCCACCCAGUACUCCCGCCUUUCUCGCCGUCAAAAGUCCGUCACCCGGCCUUAUGGUGGUAGCCGAUGCGGUAUCUGCGUCCGCUCUCGCAUUGUCCGUGCCUUUUUGAUUGAGGAACAAAAGAUUGUGAAGCGGGUGCUCAAGGCGCAACAGGCAGAGGCCAAAAAGUCUGGAAAAAAGUAAAAAGAUCCUAGAUUUUUUUACUUUUGGCGGUGGGAAUGCGUUUGGGGGCUUUGAAUGCACGGCAACGGUUUUUGAAACUUGGUCGGGGGUUGGGAACCGGGUGUGCCGAUGUGUGAUAUACUUGUCAACGUUUGUUCAUUGUAGCGUUGAUAUAUAUAUGUCCGUGAAUAUACGACCUGGACCUGCA